CUGACCACCUAGCUAAUUAAUUGUGUUACUUUUCAGGCAACGAGAGAAAAAAAAUAUUUUCGUCUGAGGAUGUGAUGCAACAAUAUGCGUUUCCGGUCUAAAGAGCCUCCUUUCGCUCCCUCUUUUGGUCAUCCCGGCUACACUGUCCACUGUCGACCGGCAUACAAAGAUGCAGAUAUUUGUGAAAACGUUGACAGGGAAAACCAUCACCCUCGAGGUGGAACCCAGCGACACCAUCGAGAAUGUGAAGGCAAAGAUUCAAGAUAAGGAAGGAAUCCCUCCUGAUCAGCAGCGCUUGAUUUUUGCUGGCAAACAGCUUGAAGAUGGACGCACAUUAUCAGACUACAAUAUUCAGAAAGAGUCCACCCUUCACUUGGUACUACGCCUGCGUGGUGGAAUCAUUGAGCCGUCUCUGAGACAGCUGGCCCAGAAGUACAACUGUGACAAAAUGAUCUGCCGAAAGUGUUACGCUCGCCUUCACCCGCGAGCUGUGAACUGUCGUAAGAAGAAGUGUGGGCACACCAACAACCUGCGCCCCAAGAAGAAGCUGAAGUAAGCAGUGGAGUUGAUGUGUAACUGCACAGAAACACUCAAUAAAUGUGAGUAAAAAGGGGUAAA
Messenger RNA from Anguilla anguilla (European eel), 618 nucleotides. RefSeq names its product ubiquitin-60S ribosomal protein L40. The record is from RefSeq and is a predicted model, not a curated record. Gene Ontology annotation, biological process: protein ubiquitination; modification-dependent protein catabolic process; translation. Gene Ontology annotation, cellular component: ribosome; nucleus; cytoplasm. The transcript has 5 exons. NCBI's taxonomy places the organism in Eukaryota, Metazoa, Chordata, Actinopteri, Anguilliformes, Anguillidae. Bases 170 to 556 code for a protein of 128 amino acids. Gene Ontology annotation, molecular function: ubiquitin protein ligase binding; structural constituent of ribosome; protein tag activity.